AUGGCGACAAAGGGGGUCCGGUCACUCCGUCAACUCAUAUCAUGCUUGAAAGGGCGUUGUGGAGGCGGAAUCGUGAGGAAAGUAGGGGCAAUUUUCAUUGUGAUGAUCAUCAUCCUGACUUUACAGCUCCACGUUUGUGCACACGCGCCGGAUGCCAAGGUUUCUGUAGCCGACUCAACCUCACCUCUCACCUCCAACAACACCAUGAACAUAUCUCUUCUACGAACCCAUCUAGCCAUAGAGAGCAUCAACAUAAUUACCAAAUCAUCAGGCCGGCUCCGCGACAUUACCUUGCCUGCAGAUAAUAGCAUGCAUCCAAGAUUAUCGCCACCGAAUCAAUCCUCAUCCCUGAAGCUACUGCAUAUCUUCUUUCUCAUAUUUCUUCACCAGCAACUUCAUCUCACACUCUAUUAUCCCUCCUGCAUCCUCUACUCCUUACCUAUUAUCCCGGAGGUCCGCGAGUGUAAUGCAAGCAUUCAAGUAGAGGAAGAAGAUAAUAUCAAGGGUGACAGCCAUUCUUACUUUGGGGGGGGCGGCUAUAACGCAAAUUAUUUGCGCGUGUUCUCCUUUGGUGAGCUCCACAACUCCAAAUGGUUCGUGGCACAAGUACGUGAAGAUUCCAUCCUCACCUUUAUGCCCUCCACACUGCCGAUAUCAAUUGCUGUAUCCUGCGAGAUUAGGGCCCUCCAUCAUCAUUCGCACAUCAUUGAUAUUCCGGCAGGUGACGUUGUUGACCCGCCUUCUUAUCCACUACUCAUUCCAGCCCUCCAACACUAUGAAAUUCCCGAAUUAACUGCUGGCGCAACGACAAUGACUGACCCCAAACACACUGCGCCAACCAUGUGCUCCUGCCCCGCCCCGCCUCCGCGACGAAAUACGCACCUCUUCAUUUCGUCUUAG
Messenger RNA from Lindgomyces ingoldianus, 900 nucleotides. RefSeq lists its product as uncharacterized. Bases 1 to 900 code for a protein of 299 amino acids. Lineage: Eukaryota; Fungi; Ascomycota; Dothideomycetes; Pleosporales; Lindgomycetaceae. The record is from RefSeq and is a predicted model, not a curated record. The transcript has 8 exons.